This is a messenger RNA of Megalops cyprinoides (Indo-Pacific tarpon), 1868 nucleotides long. RefSeq names its product immunoglobulin superfamily member 11 (gene igsf11). Lineage: Eukaryota; Metazoa; Chordata; Actinopteri; Elopiformes; Megalopidae. Gene Ontology annotation, cellular component: cell-cell junction. The record is from RefSeq and is a predicted model, not a curated record. Gene Ontology annotation, biological process: homophilic cell-cell adhesion. Gene Ontology annotation, molecular function: ionotropic glutamate receptor binding. The transcript has 7 exons. The coding region runs from base 495 to 1823 and encodes 442 amino acids.
GAUGAAAAUCCCGGGGCAGCAACCAAGCAGAGACAACUCUACAUUCAGCUAUGCCGCUGCUGCAAAUCUCGGUUGAAUUUACAUUACCAACACUUUUUUACAGAUAAUUAGAAAAGGUGCAGAAAUCAGUGUACCAAAACGGAGGAUGCCGAAAGGUUUCUAAUGACAUAAAGCAACGAAAAACCGAACAAGCGAAGAAGAACGAAUCGUAAUAAGUUGACCUAUACAAGUUGUCAGGAGCACACAGCAGCUUUGUCUUUCUGUGAGGAAAUGCUACCGUAUUUUUUUCCUUGUGUGCUUCUGAAGGCUUUAUUUCUAUCUAAAACAGGCGCUGCGGUGGACUGCGUGAAACACUGAUAGCCGUUAUUUUAAUGCGUUGCAGCUAGCUUUGAUUUUUUUUGUUUGUUUGUUUUUCUUCAAAGAAACUCAUUGUGGAAGAAUAUAAGUUAUUUUCUCCAAGAGGUUACACAAAACGGCUGGCCAAGUAGUCACGAAUGAUGGUGAAAUUCCAUAACUCUGACCUAUGGAUUGCUUGGGUAGCUUUACUGUGUAUGGAGGGCUGCGUGAGGUCCCUGGAGGUGACAGUGAGUCAGAGCAGUGUCCAGGUGGCCCGGGGACAGACGGCCAUCUUGCCCUGCACCUUCACCACCAGCGCCGCCCUCAACAACCUCAACAUCAUCUGGAUGGUCACCCCCCUGUCCAACGCCAACCAGCCCGAGCAGGUGAUCAUCUACCAGGGCGGCCAGGUGUUCAGUUUGGCUAACCAUCUGAACGGGCGGGUGGGCUUUGUCGCCACCAUGCCCAGCACAAGUGCCUCUGUCUUCAUCAACAACACGCAGCUCUCUGACACAGGGACGUACCAGUGCCUGGUCAACAACCUCCCGGACAGAGGGGGGCGCAACAUCGGCGUCAUCGGGCUCACCGUGCUAGUGCCGCCCUCCAUCCCCUCAUGCCGUAUCCAGGGAAGUCUGGACGUGGGGAGUGACAUUAUGCUAAUGUGCGCCUCGGAGGAAGGGAUCCCCACGCCCACCUACGCCUGGGAGAAGCUCGAGUCCGUGCCCAAGCUGCCCAACACUGCCAUGCAAGACCAGAUGCAAGGCACGGUAACGCUGCGGAACAUCAGCACCAGCAACUCGGGCCUGUACCAGUGUACGGCCUCCAACGGCAUCGGGAAGAGCACCUGCCUCCUUAACCUGCAGGUGGUGGCACCCCAGCCACAGAGCGUGGGCCUCAUUGCUGGCACCAUCGCCACGGGCGUGCUGGCCGUCAUCAUCUGCUCGCUCCUGGUGGUGGUCACGCUCUUCUACUGGAAGAACAAGAACAAGUACGAGGAGGACGAGAUCCCCAACGAGAUCAGGGAAGAUGACCUGCCUCCCAAGAGGUCGUCGUCGGUCAAGGCAUUCCACGCCGACGCCUCGUCGUCGGAGAACGACACCCUGACGUCCACCAACACCUACAACAGCCGCUACUGGCACAACCCCAAGCCCAACUACGACACCAACUCCUACACGCGCUACAACGGCGACACGCGGCAGACCUUCUCGUCUGGCCACUCGGCCACGGGGCCCGCCGCCCCGGCCCGCCCCGCCUACACCAACGGCAGCCACACCCUCCCCCCGCCCAAGACUCUGGUGGUCACCACCAACUCCGCCCCCUCCCCGCCCGCCAUGGUCCGGAGCAACGGCUCCAUCAGCCUGAAGCCGGUGGCCCCCCACGGGCAGCAGCACACGCACUCGUACGCCGUGAGCCAGGCCACGCUGGAACGCAUGGGCGCCGUGCCCGUCAUGGUGCCCGCACAGAGCAGAGCCGGCUCGCUGGUAUAAGACUGCCCUCCCCCCGACUCCGUCCCCUCCUCCUCCUUCUCCUCC